UCCCCAGCACACCGCACCCAGCGCGCCGCCCCGGCGAGAGCCCACCCCCCCACCCGACCAUGGCGGACCGCGGAGGCGAGAGAGGCGGCGAGCGCGGCGGGGACCGUGGCGGCUUUGGCCGCGGGUUCGGCCGCGGCGGGCGCGGCGACCGCGGCGGGCGCAGGGGCGGCAGGCGCGGCGGCCGCCAGCAGGAGGAGGAGAAGUGGGUGCCCGUGACCAAGCUCGGGCGCCUCGUGAAGGAGGGCAAGAUCCGCAAGAUCGAGGAGAUCUACCUCCACUCGCUCCCCGUCAAGGAGCACCAGAUCGUGGAGGCCAUCGUGCCGGGGCUCAAGGACGAGGUCAUGAAGAUCACGCCCGUCCAGAAGCAGACACGCGCCGGCCAGCGCACGCGGUUCAAGGCCUUCGUCGUCGUCGGCGACGGCGACGGCCACGUCGGGCUCGGGGUCAAGUGCGCCAAGGAGGUGGCCACGGCCAUUCGCGGCGCUAUCAUCCUCGCCAAGCUCUCGGUUGUCCCCGUCAGGAGGGGGUACUGGGGGAACAAGAUCGGGCAGCCCCACACCGUGCCGUGCAAGGUCACCGGCAAGUGCGGGUCCGUCACCGUGCGCAUGGUGCCGGCGCCCAGGGGGUCUGGGAUUGUCGCCGCGCGCGUGCCCAAGAAGGUGCUCCAGUUCGCCGGCAUCGAGGAUGUGUUCACCUCCUCCCGCGGCUCCACCAAGACGCUCGGUAACUUCGUCAAGGCCACCUUUGAUUGUCUCAUGAAGACCUACGGCUUCCUCACUCCUGAGUUCUGGGCUGAGACUAGGUUUGCCAAGACCCCGUUCCAGGAGUUCACUGACCUCUUGGCCAAGCCAACAAAGGGGCUUGUGAUUGAGGCCCCUGUGGAGACGGUAGAAGCUUAAACCUGUUGGAGGUUCAGAACAAAGUUUGCAUGUAGUAGAAAACUGGUUUUCUUAUCUACUUUUGUGUGGUUUUGUAUUACUGUCUUGCAUAUCUCAGUUUUGAAUUGUGAAACCUUAAGGUAUGCACUUAAAUAUCCAGAUGGUCUGUUGUUUCUACUGUUUGA
Messenger RNA from Panicum hallii, 1063 nucleotides. RefSeq names its product 40S ribosomal protein S2-3-like. The transcript is spliced from 2 exons. Gene Ontology annotation, cellular component: cytosolic small ribosomal subunit; ribosome. The coding region runs from base 60 to 899 and encodes 279 amino acids. The record is from RefSeq and is a predicted model, not a curated record. Gene Ontology annotation, biological process: translation. Gene Ontology annotation, molecular function: structural constituent of ribosome; RNA binding. NCBI's taxonomy places the organism in Eukaryota, Viridiplantae, Streptophyta, Magnoliopsida, Poales, Poaceae.